UCGGAAGUUAAUUUUGCCGAAGGUUUCAACACUUGACAUAGUAAUUAUACAUACAUUUAAAGUUUACAUUAACAUUGCUUUCUGACAUUUUUAUUUACUUUAUAGUGUUGUUUCGAUUGCCUUGCGAAUUCAAGUUGUUAAAGGGAUCAACGGAAAAACUCGUCCAUUCUUCAUCAAUAGAUUAGAAGUUCGUAUCGUAUUAUCGCUUUACAUUAUUCUUUUUGCGUUUCAAAUUUCUUGUUUCCUAAUCAAUCAAAGUUCAUGUCGAAAUUUAUUGGAUAACAAAUUCUCUGGAUUUUUAACGGCCGUACCGUAAUACCGUUUCAAACGAAUUAUAAACGUUUCUUGUAUGACGAAUUAUAAAGAGUCUUCACGCUACGUAGAUUUGUACACGCUUUUCUAAGUACAAUCUAUAUUUGAUGCCAACACUACUUAUAACUGGACAUAAUCCUAUUUAAAGUGCUGGUGUCUGUACUGUACAUAGAAAUGUACAAUAGUAACUUUCAAAGACCUUACUAUAAAAUUCUGUUUCUUGUGAAUGUUAUAUGGGCAAUCGCAGAAACUACAAGGCGUCACUACAUGAUUGACAUAUUGUUCCUUAAAAACUUUUACGUGAAACUCAGGUCACUUGAAGCCGCAUGAGCGCUGUCAACAAUGAUAUUAUGCGUGGUAUGGAAUACGUUCAAGGUUCUUAAUUACGUCACCGUCCGAAAGUCGCUGUAGGCCAAGGCCAACAAACGGUAAUGCCAGACAACUGUAUGCGCAUAUUCGAUAUGCGUUUGAUUUUAUUAUUUGUUCCGGUUGGCUGCAGCUUGAGCAAGAAUUUAUUCUUGAAAUAUUCGCGUAUUUACCGCAGAUUUCGGAUGGAAUGUGAAGGAUUUACAGGUUUAAUAUAGGUUAUGUUUACGCACAAAAUCAUGUUCAGAGUAUGUUUGUAUAAUUUAUUUCCAAUUUGAGCUAUAAAACAAGUAUUUUCCAAUAUAAUAUUUGAGCGUUCUUUAUCAAAAAAAUAUGUAAAAAAAUAAAUUAGAUGCAAUUUUUUAUCACGGCGUGCGACCUUCACGGUAAUUUGGGAUAGUUCGUAAAAAAAACAAAAAAAAAACAAAUGACAUUAUUUUGGCAGAUGUCAAACUGGGUCACAUUGUAAGCGGAUUCUUGAUAUCAAAUAUCAAUACUAUGCUAUCAAUAAGUGAAAUUUGGCUGAUUAAGUAAAAAGCACUUAAGAUAUCCAAAAAAAAAUACACCAACUUAUUUUCCAUUUUUAAACCAUUUUGUUAUCUUAGAAAAUGGCGCGUGAAAUAUUUAUUCCACGAAUUAUUCGCAAUCAACCCGUGUUAUAUAGGUAAGUUUUACAAUUUUCAGACAUCUUAUAUUGUCAGGUAGUACAAUAUUAUAGAUGUUAUUACUUGAAUACUAAACAUUGGAACAAAAUUGUAGUACCGUAAGAAGUACGGUUAAACCAUUAAUGGUGUUAAAUAUAGAUAGUUAAUUUUGCCAAUUUUAUUAUGUAAAUAAAAUCCCAAAUACAAAGACAUUGUGACCUCGUGCGUCAUUAGUAGAAGUCGAAGCCAUAAAACAAAGAAAAACGUAAACAAAUCUGAUAUAAUAAACUCGGGAGUAGUUGUGUACAAGCCAAUCACCUACAUCAAAAUUUCAUAUAAAAUAUUAACAGAACUAUUAAGUUUUCUGGCUUUCUUCUGUUCAUACGUGGAAGUCAUUCUCAUGAAAUUGUAAUUUAGCAAAGUGUACUUGUAUUUUUAUUUACUUCAACGUGUCAGAAUGACCUUGACCCACUUAAUGUCAUCGCGUCACUCGGGAAAGUUGCGUAGACGCAGGUCUUACCUAACUAACUGAGCUCGUCUUGAAAUACUUAGCCAAGUAACAGCUGUUAUGUAAGUGAAUGUAGAAUUGUAGACAGUCAAUUGGAUACAAUUGAAAUAAACGGUGACACCAAUUGACGGUUAUGAUGAGUCAUUUAUUAGUGUUUUUUAAUUAUAAGAUGAUGGUUUUGUGUAUGAUAGGAUUUUUAAUACAAUUAAUGUUAUUUGUCUAAAUACCCAUGACGGCCAUGACUAAUUAAGAAGACAAUUUUUAACCAACUAAUUUUCUUUUCGCAGAGAUCGAAGGGAACAGGAGCAACGAGAAAUGCUGGAGAAGCAACAGAAAGAGAGAAAGAGAGAGAACGGAUAGAACAGGAACGAGAGAGGGAGAGAGAAAGGGAAAGGGAGAGGGAGAAACAAGAGAGGGAAGACAAAGAAAGGAGGGAUCAAGAAAAUGCCGCUUCCAAAUUAGUUUCAAGACAUUUUGAGGAAUCUCUCAGGCUGGCGAAUCAGAAGCGGGAGCGCAUGUCGUGGUCGCUACUGCACAGCUUGGGGUCGAGUCGCGGUGCGCCCGCGCCGGAACACGAGCGCCUGCGUGCGCCGCCCAGCGAGCGCGCGUACUACUCCCCGCCCGGACACCCGCCCUCGCACCCCGCGCACCCGUCGCAUCCCGCGCACCCCUCCACCCGGCCGCCAGCCACCUCGCCCGCGGACUACCACUCUCAACACGCCCGCAUUUCCAUCCCUACUAAACCAGACAAAUCCACGUCCCACCCGUCCUUACCUAAGGGGGAACCUAACUUCGCUCCCUACAACUAUCCUCCCUAUCGAUAUGACAAACUCAAGGACCAACACCUACCGGCGCCGCCACCGUUAGUCCCCGAGAAGAACUCUGUGAUAGUAAAGCACGAUCCCAAACAAAUUCACCUCGAACAGAAGCAUCCUUACCCGAGCAAACCUCGGAGUGAGCCCAACCCACAUUACCUUCCAUCAAGAACAUACAGGACGGGUCCAUCACCACAUGCGCCGCCACACCCGCAUCCGACGUUGCAGACAUCGCCACACGCUGCUCUGCCCGCACAAGACAAAAAUGCACGGCGGAUGUACCAACCCCCGCCUCCGCGGUCUCCCGCGUAUUACCAAACAGUACCACCCCCUGUCAAACCGAAGGUGUCGAGUCCUGCGCCACCACACAUAUAUGGCAAGCCUCCGUGCAAUUCACCGGGACCAGGACCCGGUCCAGCACAUUACGCUGUCGCUGUCGAACCUCCCAUGCCACACGCCAAGGUAGAGCAGCCCCCGGUCCCGUACCCACCGCCCUACGCACAACGCACCCGGCCACCUCCUCCCGCACAUUCGCGUACCCCCGAGCCGCGUCCUCCACAACGCGCGGUCGUAGACUCCAAUUCUACGUCGCCUUGCCAGCUGCAGCCGUUAGAUCUGGGUAUGGUGCGUGAUGACCCUGACCGUCUGUCGCCAAGACGUCGUGGUGCAACAGAUACCCCUGAAGCCGACGCCAAACGGAGAAGACUUGAAGAACCACCAGCGCCUGAACCCUUGAUUGCGGCGGCCGCUGGUGCUGGUCGGACUCCUCACGGAUCUGAACCAGCGCCACAGGCGCCAGGCCCACCUUGUGACGUGCGAGUUCCGUCUGCUGAUGGUAGCGUGGCAACGCCAGAGCGAGCUGCUGGAGCGUCCCCAGCCCCACACCUAACGCCGGCGGCGAGUCCAGCGCCGGCGACACCCGUCCCCCCUGUGGCCGCGUCACCCCCGGCCGCAGCAGCGCCGCCGCCGGCCCCCACGCCACCCGCGCCGCCGGCCACGCCACCCGUAACGCCCGGUACUGAAGAUUCCGCGGCGAAGGCAGCCCAGUCCCCACGCGAUGGGGCUAGCGGUGCGCCUGUCCGACAUCUCGGCAAGAAGGCCUGGCUACAGAGACACGAAACCGCACCAAUCGGUGAGGGUGAUUGUUCAGGAGGUGGCGGCACGUGUAUAACCUUACCUAUGACGAUUACAAGAGUAUCAGAACCUGACGAUUCAAGUUCAAAUAUAGUCGUGCCCGUAGCUGCCAAGUCAAUCCAGCGCGGUGCGCGUAAAACUUCAAAGCCGAGAAAGCCAAAGGAAGCUAACGGACGCGUCGAUGACGCCGAAGAAGACAGCUCGAGCUCCGACCGUGAAUCUACAGCACCCCCGAAGCGUAAGCCACCAAAAGCUAAACGGAAAAAGGGUGCAGUCGCACGAAAAGCUAGCGACGAGUCUAAAAGGAAGAAGGCUUCUGAAAGUGGGAGUGAAAGCGAUAAGGAGAGUGACGACAAAGACUCUGACUCCGGCGGUAGCGGGAGCGGAAGCGGUAGCACGUCUAGCCGUCGCGGCGGUGCAGGCCGAGCGCGAGGCAGAAGGACGCGCGGCGGCGGGCGCGGCGGGCGGCGGCGGGACGAGCCUCCGCGGCGCGCGGCGGCCGGCUCGCCCGCCUCGCGCGCGGCGCCCGACAGCUUCCUGCAGAACGGGCCGUGCUUCGAGGUGGCGCCGCGCCUCGCCAAGUGCCGCGAGUGCCGCUGGUCACCUGCGCAGCGCGACAAAGACAUGCCCAACAUCUUUUGCCGUUUCUACGCGUUCAGAAGACUGAAGUACGCCAAAAACAGACAGCUGGCUAUCGCCGGCUUCUCGGAUCCCUACAAAGACGCUGAAGAGGAUGACAAAAAGCUAUGGCUAUCGUCUUCCGCUGGCGCUGCUGAGUUAGAUAUCGAGAUGAGUUGCUUCCUUCUGAGGGAGAUCGGAGACCAGUUCUGUGAACUGCUACAACAGGAGAAGGAGGCUGAAUCCCAUCACUUAAAUGAUGAUAAGACGAUAGCAUGGAAGCGAGUCGUACAGGGUGUUAGAGAAAUGUGCGAUGUUUUGCGAAACUACUUGUUCAACUUCCAUUGGACUUGCGGCAAAUGUGGCUUCGUCGUUUGUUUGGACUGUUAUAAGUCUCGGACAUCCGGCGCGAAAACUGCCAGCGUUACAACUGAAACGAAUAAUACGGCGAAUGCAAACAGCAACGGCGAGAGGGAUUCAUCGGGUGAUUGGCUGACGUGCACGUCGGGCGGCGCGCACCCGGCGCGGCGGCUGCUGCUGACGCAGAGGGCGGGCGGCGCGCUGGGCGCGGCGGGGCGCGCGCACGCCCUGCGCUCCGCCUUCUCGCUGCCGCCCUGCGCCUGCGGGGCCGCGCCCGCGCCCGCGCCCAACACCAAGGCCACGGCCAGGCGCCUGCUCGCCAAGGCGCUGCUUAAGAAUGUUAAAAAGGAGGAUGUUAAAGAGGAAACGGCGCCCGCCAACGGCUCGUCGCCGGUUAAGUCAGAAAACGGCAAAACCGGCAGCUCAGUCGUUAGCUGGCUGUCUGACCUGCCGCUCAAGACUGAAGCUGAAGACGAAAAAUCAGAAUCUAGUUCUUCCGAUUCAGAGGAAGGCGGCAACUUCUCCACACUACGAGAACUGCUCAUCCGGCCGGCGCCAGAGGGUGGUGAAACACAACCUAAGAAAAAACAAAAGAAGAACAAGAGCGAUAUCCUUGAUGACGUUAUAUCUAGCGUCGUUGAAGAGAAGAAGGACGAAGACGGCGAGGUGAAACCAUUCGCGCUGGCCAAUGUUGUGAAGCGGUACGACCGCAGCGGCCGCAGCCGGGAGGAGCUGCCCAUACGCAUCAUGACGCUCACGGAGUCCAAGCUGCUCUACCCCGACGUCCCGCAUGCGUGGCUCUGCGACGGCAAGCUGCUGCACCUUACUGACCCCAUGCAUCCUGGCAAUUAUAAACCAUUCCAGGACCAGUGGAAACGUGGUCAACCAGUUCUAGUCUCAGACGUAUCAACCAUUCUCGAUAAAGACUUAUGGAGUCCCGAGAGUUUCUCUCGUGACUUCGGUGACACUCGUGUCGACUUGGUGAAUUGUGCGUCCGGUUUAGUAGUGCCGUAUCAACUGGGUAGGAAAUUCUGGGAUGGAUUUGAUCUAGCCGCUAAGCGGUUACGUGACGAACGCGGUGCCCCAAUGGUGCUUAAACUGAAAGACUGGCCGCCGGGCGAAGACUUUGCGGAACUCCUCCCGGCGCGCUUCGACGACCUAAUGCGGGCGUUACCCCUCAGCGAAUACACAUCUCGCACCGGAAAACUAAAUCUGGCCGCGCGGCUACCGGAGUGCUUCGUGCGACCCGACCUCGGACCCAAGAUGUACACGGCGUACGGCGGCGCGGGCGGGACCACCAACCUGCACCUGGACGUGAGCGACGCCGUCAACGUCAUGGUGCACGCCAGCGCGCCCGGCGACGCGCAGGAGCGAGCGCGGGAGGCGGCGCGUGCGGCCGAGGAGGCCGGCGUCGACGUGCUGUCCCGCCGCCGCGCCAGGGUCAAGCCGCCCGCCGCGCUCUGGCACAUCUAUGCUGCUAAGGAUGCCGAUAAAAUCCGUGAUUUCCUAGUCCGAGCUGAAUUAGAGCGUGGAGCGAGACCUCUACCUCAACAUGACCCCGUGCACGAUCAGACUUGGUACCUGGACGCCGCGCUGCGCGAGCGCCUGUACCGGGAGUACGGAGUGGAGGGCUACGCCAUCCUGCAGUGCCCCGGCGACGCCGUGUUCAUCCCGGCGGGCGCGCCGCAUCAAGUGAGGAACCUUCUAGACUGCAUCAAGGUUGCCGAGGACUUCGUGUCGCCCGAGAACGUCUCUCGGUGUUUCGAGCUCGCGCAACAGUUUAGACGGUUGUCUCGCCAGCACUCUAAUAAAGAAGAUAAGCUACAGAUUAAGAAUAUUGUGUACCACGCGGUAAAGGAUUCUCUGUGCUGCCUAGAGGAGGCGCUCGCCGAAGCCAAGUGAAGACGAGCGGCCCUCCCGCAUUUGAUCUCAACCUCGAACGUAACAUUAAUUGCUAAGUUCCGCAUUUAACGUAAGAUUGGGAGCGAGUAUGAUACGCGCUGUGCGCCGUUUCGUGUAUAAGAUGCCAUUGUUAAGCGUCCGAGUCGAUUGUGUACCAGUUAUGUGUGUAAGUGUACUCGAAAUGUGAUUUAGUCCGACGGUCGCGAUCGGAGUAUGUGCAAUGUAAAUUAGUCUGAUUAUGGUGAUAUCGUUGAGAUGUGGAUAUGUUUUAUGUUCCUUAAUUGAAAUACAAAUAAAACUCUUCAGGUUAUUUACAGCUUAAUUGUAGCUAUAGUGAUAUGUAUGUAUUGUGUAAAUUUUAAUUCGAAUUCCAUCGAGUACAUAUUAAGAAUUGUAUACUUUUAAGUUAUUGUAUUGAAAUAAAUAAACGUAUUCGCUCGAAGCAUUGUACAUUACAACACGGCAUGUAGAUAAGUUUAUCCUAUUACUAGAUUUCUCAAUUUGGUUAUGUUACAAAACGAUAGUGACAAUUUCUUUUUGUCCUUAUUGCUGUAUUAGGAAGUUUUUUUUUGUACUGUGUAUAUUAUGUAUGGUUAUAAGUUGGAAUAAAAAAAGAUGUUUAUAUGAAA
Trichoplusia ni (cabbage looper) is the source of this 7288-nucleotide messenger RNA. Its product is annotated as lysine-specific demethylase 3A-like. Gene Ontology annotation, cellular component: histone deacetylase complex; chromatin. Gene Ontology annotation, biological process: regulation of transcription by RNA polymerase II. NCBI's taxonomy places the organism in Eukaryota, Metazoa, Arthropoda, Insecta, Lepidoptera, Noctuidae. Gene Ontology annotation, molecular function: chromatin DNA binding; transcription coregulator activity; histone H3K9 demethylase activity. The record is from RefSeq and is a predicted model, not a curated record.